Messenger RNA from Suillus plorans, 2919 nucleotides. RefSeq lists its product as uncharacterized. Bases 1 to 2919 code for a protein of 972 amino acids. Lineage: Eukaryota; Fungi; Basidiomycota; Agaricomycetes; Boletales; Suillaceae. The transcript has 5 exons. The record is from RefSeq and is a predicted model, not a curated record.
AUGCCAGCUCGCUGUCCUUCUUGCGGGAAAGAGUUCAAGGACCAUACCUCUGUUGCUCGCCAUAUGAGCCAACCUCGGUCCGGGUGUAAUACUUGGCUAGAAGAUUUGAUCCGGCUCGACUCGAUUCUCCCACCCAGCAAAGACGAUCCUAUGGUCACAGAUGACCUUCACGAACUUUAUACGUCCUCCUAUGAAACAGGAGAGGAUAUGAAUAUGUUUGACUUUGGUAACGAAGGAGAGCAAGAAUAUGGAGGUAGAACUCAGGAUAGGGAUGCGGAAGUAACCGACUUCUUUCCUGAGCCCCCACUCGCCUUUGAACACGGCUACACGUUCUUAAGUCUAUUUGAAUCUGACGAGAAUAGCGUCUACCGCAAAACCAACCUUUACUAUCCGUUUUCAAGCAGGAGAGAAUGGCAACUUGCGGCAUGGCUUCUGCGUUCGGGCCUAAGCAUGGAGAAGAUCAAUUCUUUUCUAGCAUUAGAGAUGAUUCAGGAUCUACAUCUAUCAUUCCACUCAGCAAGAGAGCUUCGAGGUCAAGCUGAAUCACUACCGACUGGCCCGCGUUGGAAAUCCCAAGUUAUUCGUACAUCUCACGCUACAAAGUCGCCGGUUAUUCUCUACUGGCGGGAUCCGAUCGAAUGCAUUUCCAAUUUAUUCAAUCACCCUUUAUUUCACAUCCGUAUGGACUUUACGUCUCGCAAGGUUUAUACUACAGCGCAGAAACUGUCUCGGGUGUAUACUGAAUGGAUGACAGCUGACCAUGCUUGGGAAAUGCAGUCGGCGCUACCUCAUGGCGCAACACUCAUUGGUACUAUUUUGUCUUCGGACAAGACAUGUAUCACUGCAUUGACGGGUGAUCGCGUUGCACAUCCACUCCUUCUCAGCAUUGCCAACAUUCACAUGAACAUGCGGUUAAAAUCAUCCUCGAACACUUUCGGCGUGUUACAGGAUCGGCUUGUUCAUCAGUGCCUGGACGUCGUAUUAGAACCACUGAAGGUGGCUACUCGAGAGGGUGUCAUGUUGUCAGAUCCCACUGGACGCAGUCGUUACUGCUUUACCCCACUUGCGAGUUAUAUCGCUGAUACCCCUGAAGCCAUGAUGCUGGCAUGUGUCAGUGGAAAGACGUCUCCUGUUACGAUGGCCAUGUACAAACAAUUUGGAGAUGCAUUCCGACAUGAACCCCGCACAAGAGCAACGACCCUCGCACAGCUAGAUGUUGUGCACUCGCGUGCUGAUGAAGACAAUAUCGAAGCAUUUUUCCGCGAAUCGCAGAAGUUCCGCCUGAAUGGCGUUGCAAAGCCUUUCUGGAGUGAUUGGGCAUUAGCGGAUCCUGACCGGUUUUUCACACCUGAAUCUUUGCACAUCAUUCACAAGAAGUUUUGGGAUCACGACGCCCAGUGGCUUAUCCUCGCAGUUGGAGAGUCUGAGAUAGAUUUUCGCUUUUCCAUCUUACAGCCCACCACUGGUUAUCGGCAUUUCCACGAAGGCAUCUCAAAACUCAAGCAAGUUACAGGUCGUUGCCACCGAGACAUUCAGCGAUCAAUUAUUGCAGUCUGCGCAGAUGCAGCACCCCCUGGUGUCAUUGUCGCUGUCCGUGCACUUUUGCACUUUCAUUACCUCAUACAAUCACCACGCAUUAACGACGACGAUAUCCGCCGCAUCUCAGCUGCAUUAGAUGAGUUCCAUGCCAAUAAAGAUGCUAUUAUCAGCACUGGAGUUCGCCGAGGAGAAGGCCGUACAGUUAUUAACAACUGGUACAUACCUAAACUCGAGCUUAUGCAAAGCAUCGUGCCUAGCAUCCGCAGCUCUGGCAUUACAGGACAAUGGUCUGCGGAUGUUACUGAGCACGCACAUAUCACGGAGAUAAAAAACCCCGCGAGGUCCAGUAAUAAUAACAACUAUGACCCCCAAAUCUGUCGCCAUCUCGACCGUACGGAUAAGUGCAAUCGCUUCGAACUUGCCACAAGCCUUCUAGACCGCGAGCAAAGUACCGAGGAGUUGGAGGGUGUUGGAGAAUUUGCUGACGAGGAUGAUGAGACUGACGGUGAUGUGGACGAUACUCCCGCAGGACUACCCUCCGGAUCUCAACGACCUGGACAGCCACGUUCUAUUACGAACUACUUUGCAAUCACCAAUAUGCUCCAGCAAAGGGAAAUGGGAUCAGUGCCAGUCCCGUUACGCACCUUUGUUGUCAGACGGACGGCUUUUCAUCUUGCUUACGAACCUUCUAUUCGGAGUGUUACUCUUGAUGAAGUUGCCGUCAAGUUUGGCCUACCAGAUCUGCGCCCAGCUAUGGCUAAUUUCCUUCACCGUGAGGUGACUUACAGCAACCGCGUUCACUCGAUUGGUGGUCCCAGAAGGGCUGGACAUAACGCCGAACUCCCAUUUCAUAAGGUUCAAGUCUGGUUUAAAGUCCGUUUGCAGGAGAUGGAAUUUCACGACAUCUGCGACAUUCGCCCAGCUCAGACAUUAAACUGCGCGCCACCCAGCGACCCCUGGACAUUAGGCCGUUAUGAUAAUGUCAUUAUCCAGACUAGCACAGAGCACUCUUGGCCUGCUAGUAGUCUCACAGGUCACUCCAUCGCACAAAUCAGAUUGAUCAUGCGGCCAAUUGGCAAAAACGGCACGCUGUGGGCAUGGAAAGACCGAUUCAUUGCAUAUGUCCAACGUUUCAAUAUCUCUAGUGAAUGUGAUCCAACUACUCAGUUGCACGUACUGAAAAGAGCAAAGUGUUCCAAUGGCAUUCGGAUGGGCGGUGUUAUUCCAGUUUCUCAGCUGAGAGCGCCUGUCAACCUCAUUCCCCGCUUUGGUGCUGCUGCAGAUAAGCGCCUCACACCCUAUAAUAGCAUGGAGCAUGCAACCGAGUUUUGGUUAAAUUAUUUUUGGGACAAAAACACCUUUUUUGUGCUAUCAUCGUAG